ACAUAUUCUUCUGCUUCAGCUUUUCCCUUCAGGGGUCACUAUAGCAGAUCACCCGUCUACGUUUAGUCCUGUUCUCUGCAGCCCUUUUCCCUUACACCAACUAUCACCACAUCCAGACAUUUUCUGUCCCAAGUUCAAAGCUGCGUUGCCAACAGCCAAUGAGAAACAGAGACUGAGACACAACAGGAAGUAGAAGACAUCUUCCUUUGCAACUUUACAAUGCAUUGUUGUAUGGGCAGAUAUAUGUUACAAUUUUGAUCAAUAUAUUCAGACAAAAGUUCCAUUGGUGUUAUGUUCAAUAUGCACAUUUUAUAUGAUCUAAGAAAGGCCCUUCAAUAUAUUUCUUGUAUUUUAGUCUAUAUUAAGUUGUUUAUAACUUAGUAACAUUCUUAAAUUCAACAGAUUGUCUUGUCUCAAAGUCCAUUUGUUAAAUGUGUGGUGCUCAGUAUUUCAACCAUGGUCCAAAAGUCUGUGGAAUUCAGCCUGUUAGUUUGAACUUGAGCUCUUUUUGAAAUCCACAAACACCAUCAAAGUUGUGUAGUUUUCCCUUGCAGCCUCGUUUUGCUGACUGGGCAAAACGAGGCUGCUUAAACAUUGAAGAUUAGUAAAAACAUUGAAGCCCUUUUUAUUUUCCCAGGCUUUCACAUCUUAUACUUGUUUUAUUCUUUCUAUAAUUUAAGUUCAAUUUGUUUUUAUUGUAGAGUGCUUUGUGAUUUUAUGUCUGAAAAUCCCUUUUGUGAAUAAACUUUACUUGAUUGUGUCUGGUAUGCCCUCCUUCAAAUUUUCUCCUGUAUUUCAGAGGUCUGAAAUUCUUUUACCAUUCUGAUUUUGCUUUAGAUAAAAUAGUUUUUCUACUGUCACAAAAAAGUGACUCCUCCUUUUAGGCAGUGUGAGGCUUCUGAGCUGCUUUCACUGCAGCCCAAUGAAACUAGUUUUUAAGUAGAGCAGUGCAGUCAGGUUAUGUCUAAUUGUUCAUGUAAUAACUAAAGAAACACAACAUUCUUACUAUUAGUUUAAGUCCAUAGUAUAAAAAGUAUCCAUGCUCCAACUUUUCCUCAAAUUUUUGCUUCUUUUCAUGUGAUGGUAUUUGUCUUCCUCAGUUCUACUUGCUGUAUAUCAGCACAGUUUGCUUUAUCAUCUCACUGAUUGUGGUACUAAACACACAGUUUCCAUCUUUCUCUCCAGUCCACUUCCUGCAGUAAUCUGCAGUCUGGACCUCUUGAGCUAUCUGACACUUGCUGAUCUCUUUGUCCUAAAGAACAACACGGUGCUCUCUUCAGUAAUCAUGUUUUAAAUGUGCUGCUAGCAGACUUUCUGAUAUAGACCUGAUAAUGACCAUGUUGUCUCUUGGGUGUGUCCCUGUCAGCAAGUGCAGUAGAGUAGAAAUAAGCAUUGAUGGACGGAGGAAAAGACUACAGGACAUUAUUCGGGGUUCCAUAUGUACAGUCAGGACUCUGUAUUCAGACUCGGUGCUGUUCCCAGAGGACAUGAGUGCUUGUGAGAUACCACUGUGUGGUCCUCUGUCAGACGCCUGAUGUUUUACACCAUGACAGUUACCUCAGUCCUGUCUGGCCUUCUGUUGCUUUUGAUGUUACCAGUAUAUGGUCAGCUAGUGGGAGCAAAGAAGUUACAAGAGGCUGAAGAGCAAAGUUCCCGCCUGCGGGGCCUCUGGAAGCUCCACGUUGGGGCAUCCAGGCUGAAAGGAAAAGGAUCGAGCUCCAGCCCAGUCAACGAAGUGGCCAAGCAACUUCUUCUCUACUGCCGGGCUGGAAUUGGCUACCACCUUCAGAUCUUGCCCAAUGGCUCAGUGGGAGGAGUCCAUAGACCUACUCCAUACUGUUGGCUGAAGAUGUUUGCUGUGAGGCGUGGAGUGGUAGGAAUCAGAGGGCUGAAGAGUGGCUUGUACCUGUGUAUGAGUGGGCAAGGACUGACAUAUGGAGAGGAGCAGUUUUCUGACAACUGUCUGUUCAAGGAAAGCGUAGAAGAAAAUCACUACACCACCUACUCUUCUCUGUCCCACCCGGGCAACUACCUGGCAAUUUCCCACAGAGGACAGCUGAGGAGGGGCAGCAGUGUGGGCCCAAAUCAGUCCUGUGCUCAUUUCUUACCAAGGAGAAUAUGAUGUCUGUCCAUUAGAUGUCCCAUGCUCCUGAACAUAUGACAAAGUUGAUACUUGUUAUUGAAUAGCGUCCCUGGAUUAUUAAAUAAGCUAUAUUCUACACACCACCCUCCUCUCAAGCAACUCCACUGACUCCCCAUCCACUUCUGCAAUGAAUUUUAAAUCUUUUUGUUAACAUUCAAUGCCAUCCUUAUGUUACUCGUCUCUUUCACAUUUAAACACCGUCUCACACCCUUCAUUCUUCUUUUGUCUCACUUCUCUGUACGCCACAAGCCCAACCGUCCACUAUGGGGCUCGGUUCUACUGACCAACUGUAAA
Molecule: messenger RNA, 2437 nt
Organism: Gambusia affinis (western mosquitofish)
Lineage: Eukaryota; Metazoa; Chordata; Actinopteri; Cyprinodontiformes; Poeciliidae
Gene: fgf9
Product: fibroblast growth factor 9
Exons: 4
Biological process (GO): positive regulation of gene expression; regulation of cell migration; positive regulation of protein phosphorylation
Cellular component (GO): cytoplasm
Molecular function (GO): fibroblast growth factor receptor binding; growth factor activity
Source: RefSeq, a predicted model, not a curated record